AUGAUGGUGACCUCAUCAAGGAGACCUAGUACCAGAAAGACCACUUCUUUAUUUAGCAGCCAGAGGCAACAAUCACAAGCUUACGAGCAAAGUUCUGGUGCAUCUGAUCUAGAGUCUGACGAAUUUAUGGAAGAAGAGGCAAUAGCUAAACGCGGUGAUUCUUAUCAAAGUGAGGAUGAAGAGAUUGAUGCGGAACUCGAUGAAAUGAUGGAAGACGACGAUGACGAGUAUAUUGAAAUUGAAUCGAGAUUAGAGGAAGGAGAGGAGGAAAUUGAACAAGCCGAGGAAGAGGAUGCUGAACAAGCUGAAGAACCUGAGGAAGAAAAUGAACAAGAGAAUAGUUAUGAGAGCAGAGCACCUACUACCAGACGAACAAGGGGAAAUAGAGGUAUUCCACGACGUGCACCUCAAAAACAAAAGCGGCCUAUGAGGCAACAGAAAGUACCAACUCAACAUCAAACUAGUAAUUCAAGAAAGAACAUGGCGGAAUCAUCAUCAUCAUCUCACGAUGCUCGUAUUCUUACCAAACGACAAAGGGCUAAACUGGACGACAAUUAUGGGUCAGACUUGCUUCAACUUCCAAUGGAACCAAUGAAAAAAAAGCAACUCACUGAGGAGGAAAUGCUCUUAAAAAAGUCUGAAAUAGCACGAAGAAGAAAGCAUCAGAGCAUUCAACGUGCUGAGCAAGAUAAGAUGGAUACAAUUAAUCGUCUUUUAAAAAAACAAGCAUCUAAAAAACGAUCAAAAGAUCAGGAUGAAACUGAUAGUAUUAGCAAAGAUGAUAGUAGUACGAAUUCACAAACACCAAUUGCAUUUCAUUAUGUUUCCAACAAGGAUGGAUGUACCCUAUCAAUUCCAUCUGACGUUGAGAUACCAAUUAAAUUUUCAAAAGGACCAAAUUAUCCACCGCCCGUUCCUAUAUGUUCAGUAUCUGGUUGUACGCGUCCUAAGAAGUAUCGUUGU
Cetraspora pellucida is the source of this 963-nucleotide messenger RNA. The record is from the annotation of a GenBank genome assembly. NCBI's taxonomy places the organism in Eukaryota, Fungi, Glomeromycota, Glomeromycetes, Diversisporales, Gigasporaceae.